AUCUUUGCGAGCAUCGCCCCUUCCAUCUACGGGCACGAGGACAUCAAGAGGGGCCUGGCGCUGGCUCUCUUCGGCGGGGAGCCCAAGAACCCAGGAGCGUCCCUGGGCGUGCGCGCGGCGGGGUCCGACGAGCCUGGCCCCGAGGGCCUCACCUCCACCUCCCUGCUGGACGUCCUGCAGCCCACGGGCCUGGAGCCGCUGGACGCGGAGGAGCCCAGCGAGGCCAUGGGCCUGGGGGCCGGCCUGGGAGCGCCCGGCUCGGGCUUCCCCAGCGAAGAGAGCGAGGAGUCCCGCAUCCUGCAGCCGCCGCAGUACUUCUGGGAGGAGGAGGAGGAGCUGAACGAGUCAAGUCUGGACCUGGGACCCACUGCAGACUAUGUUUUCCCGGACUUGACGGGGAAGGCGGGUUCCCUCGACGACCCCAGCCAGGCUCGAGAACUGCCGAACCUCCCCUCGCCCUUGCCCAAGAUGAAUCUGGUCGAGCCGCCCUGGCACAUGGGUCCGGAAGAGGAGAAGGAAGAGGAGGAAGAGGAGGAGGAGAGGGAGAGGGAGGAGGAGGAAGAGGAGGAAGAGGAGGAAGAGGAAGAGCUGCUCCCAGUCCACGGAUCCCAAGAAGAUGCGAAGACUCGGGCGUAUGAAUUGGCUCCCACCGGCAGCAGCCAGACUCCAGGGACCAGCAGCAGACACAGGCACGAGGAUGCUGGGCCCCAGGCCUCGUCGGACGUGGAGGUGGAGGGCAUCGUGGGGCCCAGCUUGUCACCACCCUCGGUCACCCCAAGCACGGUGGCCCUGGGGCCUCGGGACUUCGCCAGCCAGGAGGCAGGGGCCACGGCGCUGCCUGCCGCAGAGCUGGGGGUAGAGUUUGAGGCCCCUCGGGAGGCCAAUGAGGAGGCCACGGUGGGAGAGGCUGGUCUGGCGGGCGACCAAGGGGAGCCCGCAGCCCCUCGCACCCAAGCGCCCGGCAGGGCUGAGGCCCCAGGCGAAGGUCACCUGGACCCUGGAACCUCUGCCCCCCGAGCCGUGGAACUGACACCUUCCCCUGCUACCCCGGGGCAAGAAGAUCUCAGCCAGCAGCCCCCGGACGGGCGGGCGGCGGAGGCUCAACCCAGAAUCCCCUGGGACUCCACUCAGGUAAAGCGAAGGCGCACACAGCCGCCCGGCUGA
Molecule: messenger RNA, 1164 nt
Organism: Propithecus coquereli (Coquerel's sifaka)
Lineage: Eukaryota; Metazoa; Chordata; Mammalia; Primates; Indriidae
Gene: PODXL2
Product: podocalyxin-like 2
Exons: 4
Molecular function (GO): DNA binding; ATP binding
Source: RefSeq, a predicted model, not a curated record